CAGGAAGCAAGUUUGAAAAAUGUAGACUAACAGAAGAGGUGGUAGAUGUACGUACGCCUAGCUGUUGUUGUUGUGUUCACAAAUUCACUAGAAAGCAAUUGCUGUAUUUUAUAUAAUCAAUUAUAUGAGAUAAAGUAGUAGUUUAAUUUAAUUGGGCUGUUUCUAGUUAAGUUUAAUACAUUUUAUUUGACGUUAUCCAAUACCGUCCAUAAUACAAACACAGUGGAUUUCUUUAAAUGACAAACUACAUGUUCAACAAGGAAGUUUUGAUUAUUAUUUAGGUAAAGGCAAUAACCUAAAACAAAACACUAAAGUUGAAGAAUAUUUUGUAAACUACUUUUGUGUGACAAGUACCAUGUCACAGAAUGCGCUGGUCGGGAUGGAGAGUUCGGCUGUUACCGUGCUAACGAGAGCUGUGGAACUAGAUACGAGCUCGAGGUUUCAGGAGUCCCUUAUCUGUUACCAGGAAGGCAUCCAGUUACUGUUAGACGUGCUAAAAACUACUAAAGAUGACUCAAAGAAGCCCCAUUACAGGCAGAAGAUAAAGGGUUACAUGGAGAGAGCAGAGCAGAUUAAAAUCCGUCUAAAUCAAGAAAAAGAAGAGGGGAAGUAUCAUGAACAGAUCAAAAUCACAGAGAAUGCCAAAGGCUUUAGUUUUGAAAAGCUUUUUAAACCCUACAUUAAUGAAGCAUUAACUGAAGUUUGGGUGGAGGAUCCUUACAUCAGACACAUUCAUCAGCUGUAUAACCUUUUGAGGUUCUGUGAGAUGCUUUUGAAAUCUCCUUGUGAAGUCAAGACUAUCCAUCUGCUGACAUCCCAAGAUGGUGAAAACGCAAAUCAGCAGACAAGUGCUCUUACUGAGAUUCAACAGUCGCUUAAGACACAUGGGAUAACACUGACGAUCGACUAUUCCACAACAAUCCAUGACAGGGAAAUCAGGUUCAAUAAUGGUUGGAUAAUAAAGAUUGGUAGAGGACUAGACUAUUUUAAAAAGCCACAGAGCCGGUUUUCCAUUGGCUAUUGUGACUACGACUUGAGAGAGUGCCAUGAAACCACUGUAGACGUUUUCCAUGUAAAGCACACAAAGCAAACAUAAUGGACAAUAAGACACCAAAGAACCUUGUAUCCAACCUCCUUCUGCUGGCAGUUACAUGUAAAUCCUAUUGCAGUUGAAGAGCCGUGAUAUAGAAUAUAGAGGAAAUCGCUGCAUAGUGCACUACUUUUAAGUACUACUCUAUAGCAUAUAUUCCCUUCAAAAUUGGGUUUGGAAUAAGGUAGGGGAUCAUUUUUAAAAUCAGCUUUAAAAUUCAUUUUCUUCCCUAUUAUUGACACUAUUAGGAUUUUUCUGUAUUUGCUUGCUUCUUUUUUCAGGAUUUUUAAAAUUAUUUUUGGUACCCAAUCCCUUCCUGUACUGUAAGUCAUGUGGUCUAAUUUGUAUUAAAGAAAAAGACAAGCAAACAACCAAGGUAUCUUGAGCACACGAAAAGUGAUAGUGAUAAUGUUGCUAGUGCAAAUAAGAGGUACGAACGUGGAUUUAAAUGGCUACCCUUUAAGUGUAGUUUUGUUAACUGUUUAUUCCUUCAAAUCCAAAUUUCUACUUCUGUCUAUUGCUUGACAAUAGACAGCUUAGAUGAUACCUGAGAAAGGCAAAAUGAUUACAUUCUCACAGAAAUACAAAAUUAUUUUACAACUCAGACCAAUGGUGUAGUAAAGGAUAGAUAGAUAUAUGUAUAUUAUUUUUUUAAACUUGUAUAUUCAUUUAAUAGUGCAUCGUUGAACAAUUUUGACACUUACUGUAAAUGUUAAUUGUUCUGCAUUGUGACUUAUGCGUUACUGUAUGUUACUAUAAUUUUUGCCAUUUACAGCCAAAAAUGCUAUUUUUAGUCAUGUGAGCAUUAUGCAAGAAUGGAUGUAAAUGUGAUGUAUCAUACCUUUAAUGUCACGUUAACUACUAUGCACAAUCAAUAAUUUAAAGCUAGACUUGUUUUAAUUUUCAUUUUUGUAUUAUUGUUUUGCGACUUACACUUUUAAAUAAAACAGCUGUCUGUUUAUCUACUGUAUUUAUACUGACAAAAUUAAAAUUUGAUGAAUUUAUAAAUUUUAAAUUAUAUGUUGAUCAAAUUAAUAUGUACAAAAAUAAUUUGAUGAUUAGGCUACCUUUUCUUGCAACUACUAAAGUUAAAACACCUGCACUGAAGCAUGACACACAGAUGUCAAAUUCCUGACACCACAGGGCAUGAACUUGGGCAAGUAAUUUGACUUUCAUCCCACCCAGCUGCUACUUUAAAAUGUCUGUUGAAUCUCAGGUGUUAAUUCUGUGUUGUGGAGUCAGUCU
Messenger RNA from Acipenser ruthenus (sterlet), 2335 nucleotides. It is a transcript of the gene mitd1, whose product is annotated as MIT, microtubule interacting and transport, domain containing 1. The coding region runs from base 356 to 1096 and encodes 246 amino acids. The record is from RefSeq and is a predicted model, not a curated record. Gene Ontology annotation, biological process: midbody abscission. The transcript is spliced from 7 exons. Lineage: Eukaryota; Metazoa; Chordata; Actinopteri; Acipenseriformes; Acipenseridae. Gene Ontology annotation, cellular component: midbody.